Molecule: messenger RNA, 1431 nt
Organism: Aureobasidium musti
Lineage: Eukaryota; Fungi; Ascomycota; Dothideomycetes; Dothideales; Saccotheciaceae
Source: the annotation of a GenBank genome assembly
AUGGCGGCUACUACUUCUGGUAAUGCUUGGAGAUGCCGCAGAGUAGCCUUCGUGCAGAGCUCUGAUCCAGACAAUGGUUGCCGCUGUCAGGUUCGCUUCAUGCAUCAUAAUCGUCAGGCCUCGAUAUCACUCCAGUUGCAACAUGCUGCCAGUCUGGUCGGGGUCGAUAAUAAUCCACCUCGACACGUUGUGCUCCACAUACAACCUUCGAUCGUCGAAUCUUGUUCUUUAGCUGAGGAGACAUCGCUGUCGCCAUUGCUGUUGAAAUGUAUACCUACCUCGCUUGCAAGCCCAUCUGACGUCUUGACUGUUGCCCUCGUUCUGAAAUCUCCUGGUGCUGUGCACUACCCCAAAGAGCUGACGAGCGUACGUCCGAAUGAUUCGUCUGAUAUCGACUUCCGAUCAUUCGUCGAUUUGUGUCAAGCGACAACCAUUUAUGUACACUUUGCCAAAACCCAGUUUGAUCAACAAGAGAGGCCGAGAUUGGAACAGUUGGUGAUUGGGUUCGGUGAGGGUAACUUGGAGGCACCGCCACUGAACCUUCAAAGAGAGGAUCGUGGCAGAGGCUUGCAAGAAGGCACAUGGGAGGUCUUCAGCCCAAAAGCCUCAGGGUCCAGCCACACUGGGACAUCAUCGAGGUUAGGCAAGAGAUCAAGACAAGCCUCAGUGUCUUCUCCUGAUGCGCCCCUCAAGCGUUCUGCCCCUUAUAUAUACACCACCCCUCCUCCCUACUCCCCGACUGAAGUCAAUACGACACCUACCACGAGGUCAGGUCAAUCCAACGAUAUACGACCGACUGUUUUCACCCUUCCCCCUUACCGCAAGNNGGAGGCAACCUCUCCCAAGGAAGAUACCCAGGUCACCCUCCUUGCUAAUAUGCUUGCGACUGUCCCUGAGCAUGUGCUUCGCGAAGCAAUCAUCAAGUCCGGGCAUGGGGUCAUACUGGGCCUAGCCCCUGACAGUGCCCUGCCUAGCAAGCGACAGGAGCCUCGUGUCCGUCGUUUGUCUAGCCCUGGACUCAUCUCUCUGGUCAGGGACCUGUUCACGACGGAAGUAGGAGCCCGGAUGAAGUAUCUCGUGGAGUCCGGACUACCUCUUCACACAAAAGAUGCCAUUGAGAAGAUCAUGGACGAAUAUCACAAUAAAUUCCACGUCGACUGCCAGGAAGCGGAAGCGGCCAUACAAGAGACGGUAGAAGACGCCUCGCUGGAAGUGAAAAUGGCUCUCGAGGACGGCAUGAAAGAGAUCGAGGAAUUGGUUGAGGAACACCUUGAGAAAUUGGCUGGUGAGCACGAGAUCUUUGAUGGUAAAGCUAACCUUGAACUCGACAACCUUAGGUGCUGGUUCGUCAAGUUCGCCCGCACACUAUUCUUCGAAGGUCGGGCAGACCACGUCUCGACAAGAGACCUUGCAAGAUGCACCUCUAUAUAG